AUGACGGGCUCCUGGUUCCAGAAGCAGUUCACCCUGCCCGCACGCUCGCGCGGCUCGUACCUCAUCACCGACGACGUCGUCGGCGCGCUCCCCGAGCUCAAGAACUACAAGGUCGGCAUCCUGCACCUGUUCGUGCAGCAUACGAGCUGCGCACUCAGCCUCAACGAGAAUUGGGACAGUGAUGUCCGAGAAGGUUCGAGCUGGAUUGCCCGUAGAGAGCCAGAACAUGCACUGAAUGAUGAGUUAGAUAUGAGCGAUGCGCUGGACCGCAUUGCUCCCGAGGCCGGCCCCAAGGGCCAGGAGCUGUACCGCCACAGCGCCGAGGGCCCCGACGACAUGCCUGCUCACAUCAAGAGCGCUCUCAUCGGCGCAAGCGUGACCAUCCCGAUUAAGGAUGGCAAGCUGGCGACGGGAACCUGGCAGGGAAUUUGGUACCUAGAGUUCAGAGCCAGCAAGCACCAGCGCCGGGUCGUGGCCACCAUCCAGGGACAGCCCAAGGCAUAA
This is a messenger RNA of Colletotrichum graminicola M1.001, 504 nucleotides long. RefSeq lists its product as uncharacterized. Bases 1 to 504 code for a protein of 167 amino acids. The transcript is spliced from 3 exons. Lineage: Eukaryota; Fungi; Ascomycota; Sordariomycetes; Glomerellales; Glomerellaceae. The record is from RefSeq and is a predicted model, not a curated record.